This is a messenger RNA of Oryza brachyantha (malo sina), 2770 nucleotides long. Its product is annotated as tubulin--tyrosine ligase-like protein 12. The record is from RefSeq and is a predicted model, not a curated record. The transcript has 15 exons. Gene Ontology annotation, biological process: protein modification process. Lineage: Eukaryota; Viridiplantae; Streptophyta; Magnoliopsida; Poales; Poaceae. Bases 86 to 2698 code for a protein of 870 amino acids.
AUUCGACAACACAAGUCUCUAAACCCUUCUUCUCCCCAGGUCACCCCCGCCCGCCGCCGCCGCCGCUCGCCGGGGGACUACCGCCAUGUCGCCGGCUGCUGCCUCACCGGCCGAUCGCAUCGGAAGCUAUGAGGAUUUCGCCAGGGUUCACGCGUACCUGCUGGCCGCCUCCGGCAUCCCGCCGUCGCUGCACCAGCGGCUUUACCGCAAGCUCGCCGACGAGGUGUUCGACGGCGGGGAGGCCUUCUCCGUAGAGCCAUGCGAGGGAGGGAGGCAGCGGAGGCUCGUCCUCGCCGCCGAGGGGGCUCUCGGGAGGGAGUCCGACGUCUUCCUCGUCGACCACGCCUGGUCCUUCCGCCUCUCCGAUGCGCUUAAGCAGUUGAGGGAAGUACCAGGACUGGCUGAAAGGAUGGCAGCAUUGAUGUGUGUGGAUCUGGACAGGAGAACUGAACUUGAAGAAGCAGACGAACAAGACAAUGGGAACGGAGGGAGUUUGGAAAAUGCCUUGGAGGUAGUUGAGAAAGAAAGGACUAGAAUCCAGGAGAAGGGAAGUGAUUUUGCAGCAUGGCUGGAACUUGAAGAGCUUGGAAUUGAUGAUGACAUGCUAAUGGCUUUGGAUCUACCUUCAAAAUUUCCGAAUAUGGUAGCCCUCAACCUAUGGGGAAACAAGCUUCAAGAUCCAGAGAAAAUUAUGAAAGGAAUUGAGGAAUUUAGAAGGCUAAAAGCACUUUGGUUGAAUGAGAACCCAGCUCUGAAGGAAGGUGUUGACAAAGUUAUUCUUGAUGGUCUCCCUGAAUUGGAAAUAUACAAUUCACAUUUUACGAGGAAGGCUGGAGAGUGGGCUUUAGGUUUCUGUGGGAAUAUUAUUGGAGCUGAUAAUCCCUGUUCCUCAGCAGAAAACAUACCAUUGGAGAAUAUUGUGACUCUUGAUCUUUCAGAUAGGUGUAUCCACAAACUACCAGAGGUGUUCUCUCCUAGUAAACUUCCCUCCUUGUCGAACUUGAACAUCCGUGGUAAUCCUUUGGAUCAAAUGGCCAGUGACGAUGUCUUGAAGUUAGUUAGUGGAUUUACCCAGUUACAAGAGUUGGAGGUUGACAUUCCUGGCCCUCUCGGAAACAGUGCUGUUUCCAUUCUUGAGUGUCUUCCUAAUCUAUCUUUGCUAAAUGGUAUUAAUGCGUCAAGUAUAAUAGAGAGUGGUAGGCAUAUAGUUGAUUCUGCACUUAAACCACGUCUACCUGAAUGGUCACCGGAAGAAUCCCUUUCUGAAAGAGUUAUUGGUGCAAUGUGGUUAUAUCUUAUGACAUACCGGCUUGCUGAUGAAGAAAAGAUAGAUGAAACACCUGUUUGGUAUGUCAUGGAUGAGCUGGGCUCAGCUAUGCGCCACAGUGACAAUGCAAACUUCAGAAUAGCGCCUUUCUUGUUCAUGCCUGAUGGUAAACUAGCUUCUGCCAUAAGUUACACAAUUUUGUGGCCUAUUCAUAAUGUCCAUACUGGAGAAGAGUGCACUCGUGAUUUCUUGUUUGGUAUAGGCGAGGAUAAACAACGUUCAGCUAGGCUUACAGCCUGGUUCCACACACCAGAGAAUUAUUUCAUUCAGGAAUUUAGGCAGUACAAGGAACAACUUCAAGCAAGCAGUAUCUGUCCUUCAAGAAAAGCAACUCCGGUGACCAAAAGUAUCCGUCCAAGCGAUGGCCGUGCACUUCUAGUAUUUACUGACAUACCCCAAGUAGAGGAGUUUCUAACACGCCCAGAGUUUGUUCUCGCAUCUGAUCCAAAGGAAGCUGACAUCAUCUGGGUAAGCAUGCAAGUUGAUUCGGAAUUAAAGAAUGCACUAGGACUUACAGACCAACAAUAUACAAAUCAAUUUCCUUUUGAAGCUUGUCUGGUCAUGAAGCAUCACUUGGCAGAGACAAUCCACAAGGCAUGGGGUUCACCUGAAUGGCUUCAACCUACAUAUAACCUAGAGACACAUUUAUCCCAGCUCAUUGGCGAUUCUUGUGUGAGAAAGAGAGAUGGUAUGGAUAACUUAUGGAUUAUGAAGCCUUGGAAUAUGGCAAGAACAAUUGAUACUACUGUUACUGGUGAUUUAUCUGCUAUCAUUAGACUCAUGGAGACAGGUCCCAAAAUAUGCCAAAAAUAUAUCGAAUCCCCUGCACUUUUCCAAGGAAGGAAGUUUGAUCUGCGAUACAUUGUUUUGGUCCGCAGUAUGUGCCCUUUGGAGAUAUUUCUUUCUGAUGUGUUUUGGGUGAGAUUAGCAAACAAUCAGUACACUCUGGAGAAAACAAGCUUUUUUGAAUAUGAAACCCAUUUUACCGUGAUGAAUUAUAUAGGAAGGAUGAACCAUAUUAACACACCAGAGUUUGUCAAGGAGUUUGAGAAGGAGCACCCAGUUAAAUGGCUGGAGAUCCAUGAACGGAUACGGGAUAUGAUACGGCGUGUCUUUGAGUCAGCCACUGCUGUUCAUCCUGAGAUGCAGAACCCAUUCUCUAGGGCUAUCUAUGGGGUUGAUGUCAUGCUUGACAAUAAAUUCAGCCCGAAGAUUUUGGAGGUGACAUAUUGUCCGGACUGCACGAGGGCGUGCAAAUACGACACUCAAGCUCUCGUAGGAGAUCAGGAUGUCAUCAGGGGCAGUGAUUUUUUCAACACAGUGUUUGGCUGCCUCUUUCUCGACGAGUUUAAAGAUGUAUCACCGUUGUAAUCGUCACAAUAAAUGUUACUGUAACACAGAAAUUCAACACAAUACACACAUCUACGACCUUGUAGUUUGAUA